Molecule: messenger RNA, 2072 nt
Organism: Heterotrigona itama
Lineage: Eukaryota; Metazoa; Arthropoda; Insecta; Hymenoptera; Apidae
Source: the annotation of a GenBank genome assembly
AUGACAAUGGACGCACGUAGACGAGACAGAGAGCAAAUUGGGUUAUGUGGUGUUGACAGAAUUUGGGGAAAAUCACCAACGCGAAUCGAAGAGUAAGAAAUUAUAACAUUUCUCUUUAAUUAUCAUAUCAUUAUUUAAUAUUUUUUGUUCAUAUUAAUGCAGAUAAUUUGAAGUAUAUCUCUUUUUUAUAAUCAUAUUUCAUUUGUUCUUAUAAAUUGUAUAAUCGUGUUAAAUAUUAUUCUGUAUUUAAUAUAGUUCUGACGAAGAUGAGGAAAUUAACAGAUACCAAAGUAGCAUCAUACCAAAAGAUAGAAAAAGGAAACAAGAGAUGAAGAAAAAAGUAUAAACACAAUUUUUUCACUCCUUUAUUAAAUUUUGUAUAUAUGAAAAUUAUUUUCUUUGUAACAUGAUUUCUGACAGUCUUUUCUUAUGUGUUGUUACAAAUAUAUUUCAUCAUUAUUUUAGAAAAGUAAGAAGCUAAAGAAAGAAAAGAAAUCCAAGAAGGAAAAAAAGAAGAAACGCAAAAAGAAAAAGAAAAAAUCAGAAAGUAGCUCUGAUAGUGAACCUGAAGAACUAGAAUGGGUAGAAAAGAAUGGAGUUAAUGACAGAGCGAAGGUUAAGAAAGGAUCAAGUUCAGAUGAAAGUGGAGAUGAAGUAGUAGGACCAGUUCAAAAACCACAUGUGACAUUAUCUGCUAAAGAUUUUGGCAAGGCUCUUUUACCUGGUGAAGGUGCUGCUAUGGCUGCAUAUGUUGCAGAAGGAAAACGUAUACCGAGAAGAGGUGAAAUUGGAUUAACUUCAGAAGAGAUUGCUUCAUAUGAAUCUGUUGGUUAUGUUAUGAGUGGCAGCAGACACCGACGAAUGGAAGCUGUUCGUAUUCGUAAGGAAAACCAGAUUUAUUCUGCUGAUGAAAAACGAGCAUUGGCUAUGUUUAGUAAAGAAGAACGACAAAAGAGAGAAAAUCUUAUUUUGGGACAAUUCAGAGAGAUGGUUAAUCAAAAGUUAGCACAGGAACAGAAGAAAAAGUAAUAUAAUUAUUUCAUAUUGAAAGAUAAUUUCCACUUUGUUUGAUGUAACAGAACAUUGUAUAUAAGAACUUUGAAUGCAUUAUAAAAUAUUUUCUGUAUGUGUAUAUACAUGUAUACAUACAUUAAAAUACAUGUAAAUAUGUUAUUGAGGCUCGAAUUAAAAAAUUUUGAUGAUUGGUAACAAUUUAUUAAUGAACAUAUUUAUACAUAUAAAAAAUUAUAAUAAUGUAUAUGUUAGUUUAUACUUUCUGAUUGCUUUCCCAAUCUAGCCAUCCUCCAACAUAGUUAUAUGCACUAAAAUAUAAACAAGUAUGUUUUAUUAGCUUUAUUAUAAAUUAUAUGUAAAUAAUUAAUAUACUUUUUAUAUCCAAGUUUUUUGAUUUCUUCUUGAACCAUGCCACUUCUUUUUCCAGAUCUACAGCUCAAUAUGAUUUUUGUAUUUUUGGAAGGUUUUUCCUUAUUAAAUUUUUCUUUAAAAUCCUUCUUGGAAAGAUUCAACAAUGUAUUUGUAACAUCUCCCACUGUGAUAAUCGAAUUCAAUAAUAACUAUCUAAUGUUUUAAAGAACGGUUUCAAUAAUAUUAGAACAUACUUGGUACGUGAAUACUUCCAGGUAGCUUCCCAGUUUCAUCAAUUUCUUCCUUUUCUCUGACAUCAAUAAUUAAAAUACUACUAUCAUUUUGAGCUUUAAGAACAUCAUUAUAAUCAACAGUGAGUGACUUUUUAUUAUCUUCAGACUUCAGAUUUUUAAUAUCAGUAUAAAGAAAUGAUGAAGUUGAAAAUUGUAAAGUUGGUUCUGCUAAAAAACAAUAUGUUUGAUAUAUGAUGUACGUAUGGGAUAAAAUUCUAUAUUUAUAAUAAAACAUUUUAUUUUCAAUUAUAUAUUUGCUUAGAAAAUAACGUAAUCUCAGGAAAAAGAAACUUAAAUUGUGCUUUAUAUCUCCUACAAAUUGUCAAUAAGUAAUUUCACAGAAUCUUUUUUUAGAUUACCAUGAAAAAAUAUCCUAUUUGGAGUGAUUUUCAACAAUUUAUCAUAAAUAAGUGA